UGAGCGACGCUUCAGGAAUUUUUAAAGCUCUUGUAUUCAUUCUCGCGUCUCGUUAUCAUUUCAUUCUCGAUUCAUUUCUAUCGCUUUUAUUGGUAAAUCGUAGCGUACGUUUGUGUCUAACUUUACCACACAUCGCCACAGAGUAACAUCGACAUUUCCGUUCCGUAUUCGUGAAGGAUCUGAUCAGCGAUUUUAAUCAUGUUUCCUGAGAGCAGCUCUGGGUACAGUUAUGAGGAUUGCCAGGCCACAGCUGACUGGCUUCUGUCCCAGACUGCAGUGCGUCCUCUGGUGGGCAUAGUGUGUGGUUCCGGUUUGGGUGGACUGGCUGACGCCUUGAAAGACCAGGUGGUCUUUAACUACAGGGACAUCCCCAACUUCCCCCAAAGUACAGUGCACGGUCACGCUGGACGUCUGGUGUUUGGCACUUUGAAGGGCAGACCUUGUGUCUGCAUGCAGGGCCGGUUUCAUCUCUAUGAGGGAUAUCCCAUCCAAAAGAUUACAUUGCCUAUGCGGAUCUUCAAACUAUUGGGUGUGGAGACCGUGAUUCUCACCAACGCUGCUGGCGGUCUAAACCAGGACUAUAAAGUAGGCGACAUCAUGAUCAUCAAAGAUCAUCUCAACAUGCCUGGAUUUGCUGGAAACAACCCACUGGCUGGACCCAAUGACGAAAGGUUUGGCGUUCGUUUCCCCUGCAUGUCUGACGCAUAUGAUCGAGAACUCCAGCAGCUGGCGCUCGAUGUAGGUUCAGAGCUCGGUUACAGUGACUUCCUGCGAGAGGGCGUGUACUGUGUUCUAGGCGGACCGUCGUUCGAGACGAUCGCAGAGUGCCGCAUGCUGCACAAACUGGGAGCUGAUGCUGUCGGCAUGAGUACGGUUCAUGAGGUGAUCGUGGCACGGCACUGUGGGAUGCGCGUCUUCGCUCUGUCUUUGAUAACUAAUAAGGCGGUGAUGGACUAUGACAGCGAGGAAAAGGCCAAUCACGAGGAGGUUCUGCAGACGGGCAAACAGAGGGCGGAGCAGCUGGAGAGGCUGGUGUCCACCCUAAUCACCCGGAUAGAGCACAACAACAAUUUUGCUUAAGACUGUUCUUGGAUCAGUCACAGACCAAAGAACGCUGAUUUAUCUGUGAACAAACAUGGUUAUGGUUGCAAAGACUGUGUAAAACAGGUCAAUUCAACUUAACUCAGAUAACUUAUUUAUACUUUCUAAAUUUUGUCUGUGAAAUUUUGCCCUUAUGUAUAUAAACCCGGUCAACAGGAAAGUGCUUAUUUAGAUUUUCUUUUUCUUUAAAAAAAGAAAAAAUACAAAUUUUUUACAUUCCUCUGAAUGCUAAAACUAAUGUUUAUUAUUUCUAAGUUAGCGUUUACCAUGUGUUACUUUGUCUUAAUUUAAAAGUUGAAUCUUCUGUAAAACUUGAAUUGCCUUUGUAGUAUUUGUCAGUUGUACAGUAAAUGUCUGUCCUAUGUGUUUUUUAACAGUUAUUAUUAAAAUUGGCUAUUUAUUAAGAA
Carassius carassius (crucian carp) is the source of this 1508-nucleotide messenger RNA. RefSeq names its product purine nucleoside phosphorylase-like. The record is from RefSeq and is a predicted model, not a curated record. Bases 199 to 1080 code for a protein of 293 amino acids. Gene Ontology annotation, molecular function: purine-nucleoside phosphorylase activity. Lineage: Eukaryota; Metazoa; Chordata; Actinopteri; Cypriniformes; Cyprinidae. Gene Ontology annotation, cellular component: cytoplasm. Gene Ontology annotation, biological process: nucleoside metabolic process. The transcript has 6 exons.